UUGAACUUCAAGACAAUUGAUGUGUGUUACGAAGAGCGAAAACAAGCUUUGACGGCUUUAACUAGWCUAACUUUGAGCUAAGGAAAACGUCUGCGUCAGAAAGAACGUCUUCUAUAUUGAUGACUAUAUUGGGUAAAUAACGACAAUGUAUCGGCGUUCGUACCCAUCAAUCGCGGAAGAACCGGAAGACAAUGGCAAACCAAUAAAGGGGCACGAUAAAAAAGGCAGUACUAAAUCAACUAGCCUCGCGCCUAUCCACGAGCACACGAAAAAUACCGACGAAAAACCAAUUCCACACCGAAUUUCAACAAAAAGCUCGGGUUUGACUGUUACCUCCGAGGACCCGUACACUGACUCGGAGAGUGAUCGGCUUUCGGCGGAAGACGACGAUGUAUUCGCUGAUGCUGCAACAAACAAGGCGACAUUUAUACCAAKAACACCAAGCCCUGAAGAGCUGAAUGGACUAGACUUGACAGAAAGCCAGGUCCGAGAGAUCAAAGAAGCAUUUUUGGUCUUUGAUGACAAUGGAGAUGGUUGCAUUAGCGCGACUGAACUCAAGAAACUAGUCACUUCAUUAGGUUACAAUAURACAGAGGCUGAACUCAUGGAUAUGAUGAACCAAAUAGAUUCCGAUGGCAAUGGUGCCAUUGAUUUCCCUGAGUUCCUUCAACUCAUGUCCAAGAAUCURCAAGACACAGACCCAGAAGAUAUAAUGAUGGAAUCGUUUAAAGUCUUUGAUCGUGAUAACAACGGCUGCAUAGGGGCUGCUGAACUACAACGAGUAUUGAAAUUAUUAGGACAAGACUUCAGAGACUACGAGGUMGAAAGCAUGAUCAAAGGUGCCGACUACGAUGGCGAUGGGAAUGUCAGCUACGAAGAUUUUACGAGGAUGAUGAACACRUAGUCGAUAUCUCUACGUAGAUAUU
Molecule: messenger RNA, 926 nt
Organism: Exaiptasia diaphana
Lineage: Eukaryota; Metazoa; Cnidaria; Anthozoa; Actiniaria; Aiptasiidae
Product: calmodulin
Exons: 5
Coding region: 146-904 (252 amino acids)
Molecular function (GO): enzyme regulator activity; calcium ion binding
Source: RefSeq, a predicted model, not a curated record